AUGACAUCGGCCGACCAGAAGGCGUUGCAUACCAAUCUCGUAGUGGUGGCAUGCCAUGCUCACUUCCUUGGGGACCCUGAAGCCGCCGACUGCGAUGUGUACUCGCCACAGCAAUGGAAUUUACAACCAUUUCAGCAACCGCGUGGGCACAAACCUGGCGAGCACGAGACAUUUUUAGACCAUAUCCAGGCGGGGCUAAACAAGCUCUCCUCUGGCGCAGCCAAGGACAACAGCAUCUUGAUCUUUUCUGGAGGCUUCACGUCCAAUUCUGUCCACCUAAGCGAGGCUCGCAGUUACUUCAGGGCAGCCAUAGCUCUGACCAAGCUCCACGGCCAGUCCGAGUCUUGCAAGAGUCUAUUUGGCUCGAAGAUAUUCCUGGAAGAACAUGCCACCGACAGUUACCAGAACUUACUCUUCUCUCUUUUGUGCUUUAGAAAAGCAAUCGGCAGAUAUCCUGAGACCAUUCAGAUCAUCACUCAUGCGUUCAAAUCUGAAAGGUUUUUGAUGUCUCACGCCAAGGCAAUUCGCUGGCCGUCAGACCGGAUCAGGGUGCAGGGUAUUGAUCCAGUUAUGUCUGUAGAGGAAUAUGAAGACACCAAGAGUGGUGAAAGACAACGAGGCUUCCUUCCAUGGACACAGGAUAUGUACGGGAGACGAGAACCCUUGAAGCAGAAGCGCGUUAGUCGAGGCUGGCAAGAAUCAACUCUCGACGUGCUAAGCGCCGAGUUUGAACCGGGAAUCGGUGAGCUUCUGAGAUAUGACGGUGGAGAAGAGGGCCAAACACUAUACCACGGUAAUCUGCCGUGGUGUCGAGUAUAG
Diplodia corticola is the source of this 819-nucleotide messenger RNA. RefSeq names its product cytoplasm protein. Bases 1 to 819 code for a protein of 272 amino acids. Lineage: Eukaryota; Fungi; Ascomycota; Dothideomycetes; Botryosphaeriales; Botryosphaeriaceae. The transcript has 3 exons. The record is from RefSeq and is a predicted model, not a curated record. Gene Ontology annotation, cellular component: cytoplasm.